UAAUUUCAGUUUCCUCGAAUGCUCCCUCCCGUUCCACGAGACGAGGUCGAUACUCGCAGGUACCCAGGUAGCACUUCCCCUCGACCCCACGUGCAACCACCACCACUACAUCAUCCUCCCGUCAACACGUCCAUCGACAGAUCCAUCGUCUGUGUCGCGUACCAAUAUCAACGCAAGCGCAUUACAAAAACGACUGCCGGCAUCAAAUCAUGUCGUUACGCUUCUGAGCAAAUCUAACACAUUAGUAGCCCACGCCCCCAAUCCUAAGGACCCCGACAACAACCGGACCCUUCUUUGUUCCAGACCAGACUGGUCACCAUGUUCCAAAGAAAAAUGCCAACCGCGUUGCGUUGCGCUACAUGCGGUCGAGUUAUCGGAACCCCCGGUAACACGCAUUAUAGUGGUGCGCGAUGUGAGAAACUAUGCAGCCCACCUUGCAAAGCUUAAAAAACAGAAACAUCCUGUUCGCCGAUUCGCUCGGGAUAUAACCGCCGCAUGCUGUCUACUGUGCAUAACACGCAAACAUGUUGCCAUCAUGACUGUUAAUCAUACACCGUCUUUUGCCUUAUGAAAAGAUUAUGGUUGCCGUGCAGGGACACGACAGCAGGCGACGACAAUGUGCGCAUCCCGCCCUCGCAUUUCUUCAAACUAGCGUUACUUGCUUGUUAUCUGUGUAUCCACCGCAUAUGCAGAGUCACUGCGUUUCUCCGAAAUCCCUCCUUCUUCUCCGGCUGGCUGGAUGGACUAAAUGCCGUUCGAUCGCUGGUUCGAUCGUUCGGGAACCGUCGGGGAACGUUGCGGGCGGGCGUGAUCGUAUGCCUUUUUUUUGCAAUCGCGGGGUGUGCCAGAAUCCCCCUAGCUUGGUCAGAGGACGCCACUCAGCACUUGGGAUGUCUUUCCUUAACCUUUCACUCACAUUGCCUUGUUUCCGGAUUGUUGGGAUGGGCGGGGUUUCUUGGGGAUGCUGGUGCCAGAUUAAGUUUGUGAUGAAUAGCUUUCGCUCCCAAGGGAUGGUUGGGUUGCGUAAUUCGUGGGUGCGAGGACCCUGAGAGGACCUAUUCUCUGCUGUGUAUCCGUGGUACACUGUGCUGUCGGAGAGAGAUGAAUAACACGCGUCCGAGUGGGGGUUUGACCGACAACUCCACUCCGUCCCACGAUGGCUUUUGUAUAGUGCAUGUUGGGGAAGCCGAUAGCAUUUUACGGCUCUUAU
This is a messenger RNA of Periconia digitata, 1210 nucleotides long. The record is from the annotation of a GenBank genome assembly. NCBI's taxonomy places the organism in Eukaryota, Fungi, Ascomycota, Dothideomycetes, Pleosporales, Periconiaceae.